GCCACCCAAAUUGCUCUCUCUCUCUCUCUCUGUCUGUCUCUCUCUCAAAAAAAUAUCUAACUAGACAACACCACUGAGAGAUUCUCCCAAGAAAUUUAACAGUACAUCAUCAGAUGGUAGUAGAAGAAGAAGAAAAGAGAUGAAAUCACCAAGCUUUUCUCUUUCUUCUCCCCUCUCUCUCUCCUCUUAACCCUCUUCACCUCCUAUUCACCCUUCAUCUACAUAGAUAUAUAUAUCAAGAAAACCCAUCUCCCUCCUUUUCUCUCUCUCUCAAGAAAAAAAAAAACCAUGACCCUUGAAGAGUCCUUAAGAUCUCUGUCUCUGGACUAUCUAAACCUGCUAAUCAAUGGGCAGGCCUUCAGUGAUGUAACAUUCAGUGUGGAGGGUAGGCUAGUCCAUGCCCACAGGUGCAUAUUAGCAGCGAGGAGCCUCUUCUUCAGGAAAUUCUUCUGCGGGCCAGAAACUCCGGCGGGUUUGGACAUGUCGAGGAUUGGGGCGGCCGGGGGAGGGUUGGCAUCGUCGCCGAGGGGGUCGAAUCCUCCGCAGGUAAUACCGGUGAAUUCAGUGGGAUAUGAAGUGUUCUUGUUGAUGCUUCAGUUCUUGUACAGUGGCCAAGUCUCCAUUGUUCCUCAGAAGCAUGAGCCUAGGCCUAAUUGUGGCGAGAGAGCCUGUUGGCACACACAUUGCACCUCUGCCGUUGAUCUUGCUCUUGACACCCUCUCUGCCGCUAGAUCCUUUGGUGUUGAACAGCUCGCAUUGCUCACUCAGAAGCAAUUGGCAAGCAUGGUGGAGAAGGCCUCAAUUGAGGAUGUUAUGAAAGUCUUAAUAGCUUCAAGAAAGCAAGAAAUGCACCAACUUUGGACUACUUGUUCUCAUUUGGUCGCCAAGUCUGGCCUCGCACCAGAAGUCCUAGCCAGGCACCUCCCCAUCGAAGUCGUGACGAAGAUCGAAGAGCUCCGCCUAAAAUCAUCGCUCGCUCGCCGAUCCCUCAUGCCCCACCACCACCACCACGAUCUUGGUGCGGCCGCUGAGCUUGAAGACCAGAAAAUUCGACGAAUGAGACGAGCACUCGACUCAUCUGAUGUCGAACUUGUCAAACUCAUGGUCAUGGGCGAAGGGCUUAACCUCGACGAAGCACUAGCUUUACAUUAUGCAGUCGAAAAUUGUAGCCGAGAAGUGGUGAAAGCAUUGCUAGAACUCGGUGCAGCCGAUGUUAACUACCCGGCUGGACUAGCGGGGAAAACUCCGCUUCACAUCGCGUCAGAAAUGGUGUCGCCGGACAUGGUAGCGGUGCUCCUGGACCACCACGCCGACCCAAAUGUUAGGACAGUUGAGGGAAUUACUCCGCUCGACGUGCUUCGAACCUUAACUUCUGAUUUCCUAUUCAAAGGGGCUGUGCCGGGGCUAACCCACAUCGAACCCAACAAGCUUAGGCUCUGUUUGGAGCUUGUUCAAUCCGCGGCUUUGGUGAUUUCAAGGGAAGAAGGAAGUGGGAAUGCUCCUUCUUCGACACCGAUUUAUCCACCGAUGAGCGAUGAUCACAAUAGUAGCAGUAGCAGCGGAAACAUGGCUAACCUUAACUUGGAUUCAAGGUUGGUUUAUCUGAAUCUAGGUGCAGCGCAAAUGGGGUGUAAGAUGGAUGAAGGAGAUGAUAGUAACAGCCACAAUAACAACCAGAGGGAAGCCAUGAAUCGACAUGGGUCCCAAGGUGGUGGUGGUGGUGGUGGUUGUAAUGACCCCUCAAUCUAUCACCACCACCACUCCCAUGAGUACUAGCUCAACUCAACUCAACUAUAUGUCCCUCUCUCUCUCUCUCUCUCACUCAGCCUCUUUCUAUAUGUCCAAGAGGUUGGAAAGCCAGAUGAAAAUUGAUCAAACUCAUGGAGAUUGUUAUUUUGGAUUAUAUAUAUUUAUCUCCCUAGUCAUAUCUUUUGAUUUUGCUGUUUUGUUCUCUCUCUCUCUCUCUCUGGUAUCUGUGGUUGGUGUUUGUGAUUUUUGUAGGGGGGGCUUCCAAUGAUGAUCAUAUGCAGCAGAGAAAUGAGCAUUUGAAGAUGGGAUUUUUCUCAAGGGAUGGGAUGAGACAAAGGAGAAUCUAAGUUUUGCAGUGGGUGAUGGAUGGAUGGAUGGAUGGAGAGGACACAGGUCAAUCUUUUCAUAUUUCAACUCCUCCCCCUGGCUGUCAAACUCCUGUAUUUAUUGGUAUAUCUAAUUGUCAUUACCUAUUUAUUGUGACGUUUUAUUUUGUUGUCCCCCACCCACAUAUCAUGCGAUUUAUAUAAAUAUAUAUAUCAUAAGGUUAAAUUAA
Camellia sinensis is the source of this 2305-nucleotide messenger RNA. It is a transcript of the gene BOP2, whose product is annotated as Ankyrin repeat family protein / BTB/POZ domain-containing protein. Gene Ontology annotation, biological process: plant organ development; regulation of DNA-templated transcription; induced systemic resistance, jasmonic acid mediated signaling pathway. NCBI's taxonomy places the organism in Eukaryota, Viridiplantae, Streptophyta, Magnoliopsida, Ericales, Theaceae. The record is from RefSeq and is a predicted model, not a curated record. Gene Ontology annotation, molecular function: protein binding; transcription cis-regulatory region binding. Gene Ontology annotation, cellular component: nucleus.